UUAUUUCAAACCUCUCUCGCCUCCUCCCAUCCUGUGAAACCUCCGCGAAAGGGUGUGCGUUUUGAAGGUUGUAUGAAGCUAUUAUAUCAAGGGAGACACGACGAGUCACUACAGAAACAUGAUUGGGUGAGCAGCAUUCACCCAGUGUGUUUAAUUACAUCUCAGCUCAGCUGCCCCGGUGACAGCCAAAGUGUCCUAUCUCGAAAAACAGUGAAGAUGCCGCUUACACAAAUAUUACCUGAAAGUUUGAAUACCUGUGAUGCGCAGUAAAAAUGCGUUGUGACAGCUGGGCUGGUUCCUCUCAAGGUCAGAAUCGGAGUAACGCCGCCGCCUCACGGAAGAAACACCUUCAGGAAGAAGAAGAGGAAGAACGGGCGCAAAGGAGGAGAAGGAGAUGCGGUUGUCUCUUUGCCUGCAAUCACCAUCAGCAGUGACAUUUCUUACUAAAGAGACUGAUGGACACUAAAAAAGGAGAGGGUGAACUUAUAAAGCACGUCUGUCCGGAAGUGGUCUGCUACAGCAUUAUUUACUGAGGUAAAACGAAAAUAAAAAACUCUUCAGCAUCUUGCCGUUUCCUGCUUUCUUCCAGCGGCAACAACGUUCGGCGACGGUUUACCUGACCGCUGCUGCACGCGACGACGUUCAGUCACAACUACCUAACGUCAACUAGCAAAAAAAUAGUCAGUUGGUUCGGUUUCAGGUAGCAGACUUGAACGGUUCGUGUUGGAAUAGUUGGUUAACUAUUUCAACAUUACGUAGUUGAAGCCAGCUCAACUUCCUUGCUCUUGAAGCGGAGUUUCCCCCCCCCCCCCUUUUACAGGGUAAUUUCUUGUUGUUUUUUUUUCUUUCAACAAUAUUUUCGAGGAUGGCAACGCGAGGUCGGAGUAGCUUCUGUCGGAGUUUACCGGAGCUAGAACUGCUCCUGCUGGUGAUACUGGUGCUGCUCAAUGGCACCGUGCUCUCCCUCGAAGCAGCCAGCUCCUCCGAAAUCCACACCGGUGAAGGGAAUAACACAUCCAAGAAGCCUUUCCCCGUCAUCGGCAUCAUGUACGACGACGUCAGUGUCCCCUUUGAAAUUUCACUGUGGGUGCUUCUGGCCUCUUUAAUGAAAUUAGGUUUCCAUCUGAUUCCUCGUCUAUCAAACGUCGUGCCAGAGAGCUGCCUGCUAAUAUCUGUUGGCCUACUAGUUGGAGGAAUCCUCAAGCUAGCUCGAGAUGAGGUCCCACCAGUCCUAAGCGACCGAAUUUUUUUCCUCUGCCUCCUGCCCCCCAUCAUCCUGGAUGCUGGGUACUUCUUGCCUAUCCGACCAUUUGUGGAAAACAUUGGCACAAUCCUGAUGUUUGCUGUUGUGGGAACUUUAUGGAACGCCUUUUUUGUCGGAGGUCUCAUCUAUGGUGUUUGUCAGCUCGCACAAGACAAGUACAGCGAAAUCAAUCUCGGCAACAUUGGGAUUCUGCCUUGUCUGCUGUUUGGCUCCAUCAUCUCUGCUGUGGAUCCUGUUGCUGUGCUCGCUGUCUUUGAAGAGAUUCACAUAAACGAGCUGUUGCACAUCUUGGUGUUUGGUGAAUCACUGCUGAACGAUGCUGUAACAGUGGUACUCUACCAUCUAUUUGAGGAGUUUAUGGAGUCUGGUUUGGUGUCGGCAGUGGACGCCAUCCUGGGACUUGUCUCAUUCCUCAUUGUUGCGUUGGGUGGCGUCCUGGUUGGAGCCUUCUAUGGGAUCCUGGCUGCCUUCACGUCUCGUUUCACCUCCCACACUAGGGUCAUCGAGCCUCUUUUUGUGUUCCUCUACAGCUACAUGGCCUACCUGUCGGCAGAGGUGUUCCACCUUUCGGGCAUCAUGUCGUUAAUAGCAUGUGGAGCAGUGAUGCGACCCUAUGUAGAAGCUAAUAUAUCCCACAAGUCCCACACCACUAUCAAGUACUUUCUCAAAAUGUGGAGCAGCGUCAGUGAGACGUUGAUCUUCAUCUUUCUGGGUGUGGCCACAGUGGACGGAGAACACCACUGGGACUGGAUCUUCAUCACAGCGACUCUCAUCCUGUGUCUGGUUGCACGAGUCAUAGGCGUGGUGGGUCUUACGUUUGUAAUUAACAAUUUCCGGAUCGUCAAGCUGACCACCAAAGAUCAGUUCAUUAUAGCCUAUGGUGGACUGCGAGGUGCCAUUGCUUUUUCUCUGGGCUUCCUUCUGCACACAGAUCACAAGAAGAUCUUCCUGACUGCCAUCAUCACUGUUAUUUUCUUCACUGUCUUUGUUCAGGGUAUGACUAUUAAACCCCUGGUGGAGCUCCUGGCAGUGAAGAAAAAACAUGAGGCGAAGCGCUCCAUUAAUGAGGAGAUCCAUACCCGGUUCCUUGACCACCUGCUGACUGGGAUUGAGGAUAUCUGUGGACACUAUGGACAUCACCACUGGAAAAACAAGCUGAACCGCUUUAACAAGAAAUAUGUGAAGAAGAUACUGAUCGCAGGCGAUCGCUGCAAAGAACCACAGCUCAUUGCCUUUUAUCACAAACUGGAGAUGAAGCACGCUAUUCGGAUGGUGGAGAGCGGAGGGGGAUCUAAGCUCAACUCUUCCUUCCCUUCCACUGUUUCCAUGCAGAACAUUCAGCCCAAGAUCCAGUCUCCUCCUUCUGCUCGACCUGCAGAAAGGGCCCUUCCACAGCUGACCAAAGGUCGAGAGGAAGAGAUCAGACAAAUCCUCAGGACCAACCUUCAGAGGACACGACAGAGGUUGCAAUCCUACAACAGGCACACUCUGGUGGUUGAUCCUGAUGAGGAGGGAUUUGAUGACUUAAUCUUAAAAAAGAGGAGGAUGAUGGAGCUGGACUGGAAAAUAAAAGAGAUGACCAACUACCUGACUGUGCCUCAUGCUCAAGGCUCCCCAACUAUGAGCAGAACCAGAAUGGCUUCAGGCAGAAAUACUGAUUUCAUACCUCCUCAGCAGAAAAAAGGAAACAAACAGUCAGCAGAUUCACAGGCUUAUGUAAAGCCAGGUGCAAAAGGCGUGCCCAGCAUCCAGAUUGACCUGGCAUCUCCACAGUCUCCAGACUCCGUCAGGCUGUUGGAUGAGGUCGGACAUGACCAAGGCUUGACGAUGAGCCUUCCUUCAAGUUCAAGCAGAGCUUACAAGACUGGUGGGAAAGAUGACGAUAGAGAUCAUCAGAAACUGUUAAGGUGCCUGAGCGACCCGGGCCCCAGUGCGGAUGAGGAUGAGGAUGAGCCCAUACCAACAUAAGAUGCAGAUCUCUUAGAGAAGAGUUGCUGCUCCGGUUGGAAUUUUCUCAAAAUAACAAAAAACAAAAAUGCAAAUGCUGGAAGAACUAGUAAUAAAUAGCAAGAGAACAAGCCUGAGGGGAAAAAGAGCCAUUACCUUAUUAUUGUCAUUGCUCUUUAUUUUGUUGACAGCAGUAGAAAUUUACUGAUGCAACUAAAAUCUGGGAGAAGUCGGAUUUCAUGACUGAUGAUCUGAGAUGUUCAGGAAAGAACUAUGCAUUACCAAAGCUUUGGACUGUUUUAGUGUCAGAAAAUGUUAUUUUUAUCUUAUGUCAUUAAUGUUAAGUUCAGUGAGACAUUCAGGGCCUCUUGUCCUGAACAUAAUCAGUAAAAAUAAAUGUAAAUUUUUCA
Xiphophorus couchianus (Monterrey platyfish) is the source of this 3621-nucleotide messenger RNA. RefSeq names its product solute carrier family 9 member A1a (gene slc9a1a). Gene Ontology annotation, cellular component: plasma membrane. The record is from RefSeq and is a predicted model, not a curated record. Gene Ontology annotation, biological process: sodium ion import across plasma membrane; regulation of intracellular pH; potassium ion transmembrane transport. NCBI's taxonomy places the organism in Eukaryota, Metazoa, Chordata, Actinopteri, Cyprinodontiformes, Poeciliidae. Gene Ontology annotation, molecular function: potassium:proton antiporter activity; sodium:proton antiporter activity. The transcript is spliced from 13 exons. Bases 866 to 3232 code for a protein of 788 amino acids.